CUUGCGGCCACCGUUCGAGCUCGGUGGGCAGGUGUGUGAGAGAGAGAGGGAGAGAGAGAGAAACGUGAAACUGGGUGGCCUACAUUCCUCAGAAGGGCGCAGGUGUCUGCGAGUGUUUGACUCAGCGAUAUAGUGAUUUUUGAAACGCUGGAACUAUAGGUUUGCUGUUUCUGGGUUUUUACAAGACAGCCGCCCACACAGGAGCCAUGACAGACAAGGAGGAUCAGGUACAGAAAGCCAAACUGGCUGAGCAGGCUGAGCGCUAUGAUGACAUGGCCGCAGCCAUGAAAGCAGUUACUAAGGCGGGCUCAGAGCUCAGCAACGAGGAGCGCAACCUGCUCUCUGUUGCCUACAAGAAUGUUGUGGGAUCCAGGAGGUCCGCCUGGAGGGUGUUGUCCAGCAUAGAGCAGAAGUCUGAUGACAGUGCCAAGACUGCACAAGCUAAGGAGUACAGAGAGAAGAUCGAGAAAGAGCUGAGCCAAAUCUGCAGUGAUGUAUUGGAGCUGCUUGACAAACAUCUGAUUCCCAGUGCUACACCUCCUGACAGCAAAGUCUUCUACCUGAAGAUGAAGGGGGACUACUUCCGCUACCUGGCUGAGGUGGCCACUGGCGAGAACAAGCAAUCAAUCAUCGAGAACUCACAGUCAGCAUACCAGAGCGCCUUGGAUAUCAGCUACAGUGAAAUGCAACCUACACAUCCCAUCCGCCUAGGCCUCGCUCUUAACUUCUCUGUCUUCUACUAUGAGAUCGUCAACUCACCUGAAAAGGCCUGCCAGCUAGCCAAGACAGCAUUUGAAGAUGCCAUUGCCAUGCUGGAUUCCCUCAAUAGUGACUCCUACAAAGACAGCACCUUGAUCAUGCAGCUGCUCCGUGACAAUCUGACACUGUGGAUGGCAGAUCCCCCGGAAGAAAGCGAAGCAGAGUUGCCGGAGCCGGAACCUGAGAAGAACUGAACUUAAGAGAAAAAAAAACCCUCAUUUUUUUACCUCUCACCAGCCUAGGUUGUGUGCGUGGUUGUGUGUGCACAUACAUGCACAGAUAUGUAUGUUUACACUCCACUUACAAUGUGUAAAGUACAGUAUGUGUGCAGAUACAUGGAAGUGUGUGUUAACUGUAUGAGCACCUCCACAGAGAAAGAAUGGAAUAGCUAUUUUCCCCCGUUUUUGAACAUUACCCAUUGUGAACCAGUGGAUUUUUUUCCUUUGGUUCUGUUUUUUUUUUUUUUUUUUUUUUUUUUUUUUUUUUAUUCUUCUUUUGUUUUUUGUCUAUGGUUUAGUCCAGAUGAAAUCCCUCCUCUAGAUCCAAAUCAGCCACUCACUCGUUCACCUUAUUCACUGUAGCAAACUGCUGCUGUUGCAGGAAAACAAAAACCUCUAACUGUAAUUUUGAUAAUUUGUAUGUUUUUACUUGAGCUGAACGAUUUUUGUUACACUUGGGUCUGCAAAAACUGUUUGAAGCGUGUCAGCUAUAUAACGGUCACAGUGGUCUGACUUUGCCAAGUUUUUGAUUUCAAUGAAAAUAGCAGUGAUUCUAUAGAUGGCAGAAUUUAGCUUGUUAAAGAUAUUGCCAUAUUGCUUGUAUCCAUCCCGCCCUGUCGAUGUCCAGUGUAGCAGGUCGUAACUUUAUGGAAGGUACAUAUGUCACGGCUCAGUGGGUUCUAGGUGCAUUCGGGUGUAGGAAAGGUUUUCGGUAUGGAUGGCCGCUUGUGAAAACUGCAGUUAAACUUGGGUUAAUAUAUAUUUUUGUUGACAGGAUUGCAUUCCAUUUUACUGACUUCUUUUCACGCAGUGAAAUGCGUAGACAAAUUUUCUGCAGUUCUCCAUACCACAUGGCAACGUUUAGACAGCCUAUAAUAAAAUGAACAACCUGACAAAGUGGCUCAAUACUGUAACUUUUGAUAUUUUAUCUUUUCAGCAGUGCAGAGGAUACUUUUGCCAUGUGCUUUUAUGUGGCUUUCUGCUCUUUUCUAUUCAAGUGUUUUUGUAUUUUCUGUUUUGUGUAUUUUAUCCCCUUCGACUCCUGAUUUGACUCCUGGAAUGUAUGUGGUUCUCAGUAGUAUGGUGUGAGGGUUAGGUGUGCUUUAAAACUGGGAGUUUUUGCUUAGGAUUUAGCUUGAAACGGGUGAAUUACAGUAACAUUUACCUUUCUUGAAACGACAUUGUGAAAAAUUAAAACCAUGCUAAAUAUAAAGUGAUUAUAAAAAGUAACUUGGUAGAAAGCUGCAUUAUGGCCAUUUCGUAGUGACAAAGUAGUGCCAGUUUCUUCUAAUUACACUGUCUUGGUUUUAAAAGAAUGGGAUGCAGGAUUCAGAAUUUGCAAGUUACACUCCGAGUAUGUUAUUUGGUCAUGUGCUUUCAUGUAAGUGGAAUUAAAACAUUAAAAUCAA
Molecule: messenger RNA, 2386 nt
Organism: Monopterus albus (swamp eel)
Lineage: Eukaryota; Metazoa; Chordata; Actinopteri; Synbranchiformes; Synbranchidae
Product: 14-3-3 protein beta/alpha-like
Exons: 6
Coding region: 207-953 (248 amino acids)
Source: RefSeq, a predicted model, not a curated record